Molecule: messenger RNA, 4378 nt
Organism: Seriola dumerili (greater amberjack)
Lineage: Eukaryota; Metazoa; Chordata; Actinopteri; Carangiformes; Carangidae
Gene: b3gat1a
Product: galactosylgalactosylxylosylprotein 3-beta-glucuronosyltransferase 1
Exons: 6
Coding region: 69-1076 (335 amino acids)
Biological process (GO): carbohydrate metabolic process; chondroitin sulfate proteoglycan biosynthetic process
Cellular component (GO): Golgi membrane
Molecular function (GO): galactosylgalactosylxylosylprotein 3-beta-glucuronosyltransferase activity
Source: RefSeq, a predicted model, not a curated record
CAUCACCAGUGAUGCCAUGAUCCAGUUAUAACUGUGGGUAAUGCCGAGCCAAAUAACCAAUCCUGGAGAUGCCGAAGAGAAGAGAUAUUCUUGCCAUCGUGUUGAUCGUGUUACCCUGGACUCUGCUCAUCACUGUUUGGCACCAAAGCGCUAUAGCUCCACUCCUCGCCAUCCGCAAGGAUGAUGGUGUCGAGGGCAAGAGGGAGGCAGGUGGCCAGGCGCAGGACUCCAAGGAAUACUGUGCCUCAGAUAAGGACAUUGUGGAGGUGGUGAGGACAGAGUACGUGUAUACAAGGCCUCCACCCUGGUCCGAUGUGCUGCCUACCAUCCACAUCAUCACCCCCACAUAUAGUCGACCAGUGCAGAAAGCGGAGCUGACACGGCUGGCAAACACCUUCCUCCAUGUUCCCAACCUGCACUGGAUCCUGGUGGAGGACUCCCAAAGGAGAACGCCUCUUGUUACGCGGCUCCUUCGAGAAACUGGGCUUAACUAUACCCACCUCAAUGUAGAGACGCCCAGGAACUAUAAGCUGCGGGGUGACACUCGGGAUCCCAGAAUCCCCAGGGGGACCAUGCAGAGGAAUCUGGCCCUGCGGUGGCUGAGGGAGACCUUCAACGCCAACAGCAGUCAAGCUGGAAUCGUCUACUUUGCUGAUGAUGACAACACAUACAGCCUGGAGCUGUUUGAGGAGAUGAGAUCGACUAGGAAAGUUUCAGUGUGGCCUGUGGCCUUUGUGGGCGGCUUGCGGUACGAGUCCCCCAAGGUCAAUGCAGCUGGAAAGGUCUACGGUUGGAAGACGGUGUUCGACCCCCAUCGGCCCUUUGCCAUCGACAUGGCUGGCUUUGCCAUCAACCUGAGACUCAUCCUCUUCAAGCCACAGGCGUAUUUUAAGCUUCGUGGGGUGAAGGGAGGCUACCAGGAGAGUAGUUUGCUCCGGGAACUUGUCACACUCAACGACCUGGAGCCCAAAGCAGCCAAUUGCACUAAGAUACUUGUUUGGCACACGAGAACGGAGAAGCCUGUCCUUGUGAACGAGGGGAAAAAAGGAUUCACAGACCCCAAUGUGGAGAUUUGACUGUUUUCCCUCAGGUCCCGGUGGUUAGCCUUGGACCUGCGGAAGCGGAAAUCGCCCAAGUCUCUUGAUAAGUGCAACCAGUGCUCUUGUCUUAAUUGUCAGAAAAAAAAGGAAGCAGGGGCCUUUGAAGGAGGAUUUAAUCCUCUUGACUGAAUCUGACAUUUUUCAGAUAUGGACUACAACAGUACAAAUGUAUCAUAUUAAAGCACAGAUUAGUAAAAGUUGGCGUUUUUUUGUCAGGACUGAAGUGCAGAGGAGACGACAUAAAGGACGGUGCGGACAGUCAUGACACUGCACCUUAGGCUGAGGACAAUGUAACAAAAGAGACAGCACAACACGAAAGGCAUACAGCCAGCGAAUUCAACCAAACAUGCAGGUUAAAGAAUAUCCUUCACCUCAAAAAAAGGAAAAAAAAACAUGGAGGAAAUGAAACACAUUUUGUCUGGACAUGUCUGCACAUGGUACAGGAGAGAAAUUCCUCUUGGUUUUAAGGACAUGGCCUACAUCAUCAGCCUGGAUAAAAACUCAACUCCAAGGACAAAUAUGUCUCAUGUGGAUUUUCCUUUGAGCAAACACAAACAUAGCAAGGGAAGGAAUGUUCUUUUGAUAACUAUGAAAUGUUUGCUUUAAUUUAAUUUAAUUGGUUUGGGUGUUUUGCAAGCUCUUGACUUACUUGCUAGUUCAAUACUACUGACUCUUACCUACAUUUACUCUUGAGUUAUCAUUGUUCAUUUUAUAGCAUCAUUAUAAGUCAUGUAUUUAAGCCACCUGUACACUUGGAGAGAGACUGCUGUUUGAGAUGUUCCCCUUAUCGUGCUCGAGAGCUGAAACGUACAUGUACAACAACAAAAUCCUAACACUCUUCUUAGCACUUAAAAAAAAUACACAAACGAUGUUCCUUUGUGGCAACAUGUGUAAAUAGUAAUCCAACAUGAGAACAAUCAGAGGAUUAAUGACAAAUUUUGACAAAAGCAUUGUAAUUACUGUAUUUAUAUGUGAAAAAAAAAGUCUCUUCUCUCCCCGCUCCCAGUGAAUUCCUCAGUGACACACGACAAGGCACAGGUUCAUGCUAGGUUCAACACGUGGGAAGAGUAAUAGCACACCACCACUUUCAAUUGGUAAUAGAAACUCCAGUUUGUGACACAUUCAUAAGGCAUAGCCAAGAACAUCAAGUCAGCUACAUGAAAGGCUCACGAUCGCUGACCUAAUCCUCAUGUUAGCUUUCGCAUUCAGUGUCAUUUCUGAGGUUGUGGGGAAACAGUGUGUCAUCUUAGUGAGUUAAUUAUUUCUAUGCACGCUCAUAUACAUGUAUGUACACGAGCCACAGGUUAACAAGGGUCCGCUGUGAGUAAAAAAAAAAAGAAUAUGAGUCGAGAAUAUGGUUUCACUAAGCUUGUUGGCACCUCUCCUCUCUGAAAAAUACACUUUAGAUAAAAAAAUUAGAUGCUCAGGCUACAUCUGCUGACUUUUAGUACAACUCACCUCCCAACAGCUGGUGUAAAUUAUGAAUAAUAGAUUAAAAUAACUUAUGCAUGGCCCCGAAAUAUUUUUAUUUAUUUAUUUAUUUUUUUUAACAAAAACUUCCACUUAUGAAAUAAAACAGUACAUGCUACUCGGAAGUGACAGCAGACUAGAGAAAAGCACAACAAUAGUGAAAGUCUUAUUUUCGCUGAUGACUUGGAAGCAAUGUCGCCAUCUUCAGUAUUGUGGACUGAUGUCGGUAUCUCCUGGUUUCUUUUUGUAUUAGCAUCCAUCUGUUGUACAUUAACUCAGAUCAGAGAAGGGAGUCACUGAAGCUCUAACGAUAGACAUCAGCUGUGACGCUGUACGCCUGAACACUGUAACAAAGUUAUUCUACACCUCAUAUAAUAGAAUCUCUCCUCUACUUGAUAAAUCAUCCGUCUAGUGCAAUACACAGUGGUGGCUCUUAUCUAACAUUGCCCGGCGGAAGUAGCUGGAGAUAAUUCAAACACUGAGCCUCUGUACUGGUGCCAGAUUAUCUCAGUGUACCCCUACCUCCCCACCUCCCCACCCCUCCAAAACACACAACACAAACUACACUGCUGCAGUAUGAAAACUUACAAAGACGUUACAGCCUCUUGGGCUCAUCAGCCGGAGAAACCGUGUUAUUACAUAUUUCACUUGGAAUACGAUAAGAAACACAUUCAGACAAUGGCUGUGUUGUAUCUCGCAUCAAACUGGCUGUUUUCGUUGACUGCAUGAUAUUAAACUGCACAGGGUUCGGCCAUGGAGAUCACAGACUGUCUUUGGAUUUGUUCUAUUCUUCAACUUGCCUCCCAUUAUUUAUUAAAGAUCAAAUUUAAUAUAUUUAUGUAUUUAUUUCAAGUGUGGAUGUGCAAUUAAAUCAUAGCAGUGUUUGCCCUUAAAUCUGUAUUUUCCGGCUGCUCUCUAAAACAGCAUGUGCAUAUACGUUAUACUGUAGACAGGGAUUAUCAUGUAGAUCAGUCAUAGGUUAGCCAUACCAACAAGCAGACACACACACACACACACACCAUCUACUUUACAGCACUGCUGUGGAUUUAAGUUCUUCUUGAAUGGUUAUUAUCAGAUGUUAAUCUAAAUGAGUGAUGAAUCCACCUAAAGUGUUUUUUACACUGAAACAAAUUUAGAGUUGUAGUCUGAAAUGGAAAAACGGCAGCGUGUAAACAACUUAAAUUGAACACUUUCCUUUAAAAAAAAAAGCUGCAUAACUUGUUUUCGUUUUGUGCAAACAAGUUUUCCUGGAUGUUGCAGUAUAUCAUUUACUUGUCGAGUGGACCUAAAAUCCAGCUUUUCUUCUAAUCCUAAGUGUUGCUCUGGUAAAGAUGCAGGCAAACAAACGACAUGUGGCGUACAGAUCAAUAUGUGGUUGGAUUGGUUAAAUAAUAUUCUGUUACUCUCUAUGGUAUGUCCUGAAGCAGCAGAACAAUCCAAAGGGCUUCAUCUUGAAAGUGAUGUUAUUACAACGUUGUCUGACAUCUGAUUUGAAAUGUCUCUGCUUCCAACAGAUGACGCAUCGUGCAAUAUCUAAUACUCUAAGAAUUAGUCUACUACAUAUGCAUCAACUUUAGCAGUACAGGUUAUCCAGUAUUUAAUGUCAGUGAGCGUUACCCUCUGAGGGCUUCUCUAAGGCACAAUACACUUUACACACAAAUCCUCUUUUCCUCAUCCCCACUGUCAUCUUCCACAGCCUCAUGUGAUUCACAUUUUAUGCAUGUGACUCUUAAGGUUGUUUAUUUGCCACAGCAGUUCUGUCUCAGAGAAAGAUGUAUUAGUUGAAUCAAGAGAAAUAAUAAACAACU